This is a messenger RNA of Canis lupus familiaris (dog), 2429 nucleotides long. It is a transcript of the gene NANP, whose product is annotated as N-acetylneuraminic acid phosphatase. The record is from RefSeq and is a predicted model, not a curated record. Bases 61 to 807 code for a protein of 248 amino acids. Gene Ontology annotation, molecular function: hydrolase activity. The transcript has 2 exons. Lineage: Eukaryota; Metazoa; Chordata; Mammalia; Carnivora; Canidae.
GCGGGGGCGGGGGCGGCGCGGGCUGCGGCAGGUCGGCGCCCUGAGCCUCCGGCUGGCGGAAUGGUGCUGAACCGGGUGCGAGCCGUUUUCUUCGACCUGGAUAACACCCUCAUCGACACGGCCGCGGCAAGCAGAAGAGGCAUGCUGGAGGUGAUAAAGCUUUUACAAUCAAAAUACCACUACAAAGAAGAGGCUAAAACCAUCUGUGACAAAGUUCAAGUUAAACUCAGCAAGGAAUGUUUUCAUCCUUCCAGUACAUGCAUUACUGACCUAAGGACUUUACACUGGGAGGAAGCAAUCCUUGAAACGAAGGGUGGUGCAGCCAAUAGGAAAUUGGCUGAAGAAUGUUAUUUCCUGUGGAAAUCUACACGUUUACAGCAUAUGAUACUAGCAGAAGAUGUCAAAGCCAUGCUCACUGAACUUCGGAAAGAAGUCCGCCUGCUUUUAUUAACAAAUGGAGACCGACAGACCCAGAGGGAGAAGAUUGAGGCUUGUGCCUGCCAGUCCUAUUUUGAUGCUAUCGUUAUAGGUGGAGAGCAGAAAGAAGAGAAACCAGCACCUUCCAUAUUUUAUCAUUGCUGUGAUCUCCUUGGACUACAGCCUGGGGACUGUGUGAUGGUUGGUGACACACUAGAAACCGAUAUACAAGGAGGCCUCAAUGCAGGGCUGAAAGCAACAGUCUGGAUAAAUAAAAAUGGAAUAAUGCCACUGAAGUCUUCCCCCAUGCCACAUUAUAUAGUUUCAUCUGUGCUAGAGUUACCUGCUGUCUUACAAAGUAUAGAUCGUACAGUCAGUAUGUCAACUUAAAGCAUAGAAAAGGGCAUGAUUAUGUAUUUUAGGGUCAAAUACAGGUUUUGAACUAAGAAAAGUUAAGGCAUUCCAUGUAUUAAGACCCAGUUCUAAGAAUAAUUUUACUUACAGUUUAAUAGCCAGCCAACCACUGACUGGCAUUUAUAUCUGAAAAUCCAGAGCACAUUAAUAAAUACAACUUACUAGUUAUUAGUAGUGUAAUUCAGAAAACUUGAGGAAAUCUAUUAUUUGUUAAUCUGUGACUUGAGGUUUUUGAAAAAUUAUUUUAUUAAUCUUUUAGCAUCUUGGAUCCAUGAAGAUAUCAGACAAGAUAGCUUAUACAUGGAUGCACAAAUACAGGUUUUAUGUUCUGUCUUAAAAAUAGAUAUAUUUUUAAAAUAGAUAUUCUAGAUAUUCUAAAACAGAUAUAUAAUAGAGAUUUAUCAGAACAAUUGGAUCUGGAUAAUAGGAAAUAAGUGCUAAGUCACAUGCCAAUCAAGGCAUUCCAUAGUGAAAUUAUUUUGCAUAUUUUCUUUUUAAAAACAUCUACCAUAUUUUUGUCUACUUUGAAUGUAUACAUUCUUUUAUGAAUCGUUUUUCUGCAUGACCUUUUUUGAGGGGAGGGGGGAUAAUUUUCCUAUGGUGUAUACAUGACAAAUAAAUUUCUCCAGUAAAAAAGCUGUUAAAAUCAGCAUAUGGUGCUCCUUCUCCAUGACAUUUUCGCAUCUUUCUAGAGUGCACUUAUAGAUUAUUAUUAGUCUUUACCUCUUACAGAAGUAUUUUUACAAUCUUUUCCCAGGUACACAAUGGGUCCAAGGGACUAGACUUCCUGGCUGGUGAUAAGUAGAAGUCACAUGGCACCAAAAGUCAUUUUCCUUGUGUGGGUACCUCAGAGGUACAGCAUAACUAUGCUGCUCUUCCAUAAAUUCUUUAUUGACUGAAUAACUUGACCUGUAUGAUGAAAACUAAUAGGAAAUUACGUUUUGCUAUGAAUAAUUUCAGGGUGCCAUUUUAAUAUAAUUUAAGUGGCUUUUGGUGUUACCAUCUGCCUUACAUCUCCUAUUUUGCAAAUUUUAGGAAAUAUAUCCUGUUUCCAAUUUCUAUAUCCAACUCAGUGUUUAAGCUUAUUAAUUAAUGACUAAGAACAUCUUGCAACUAGAAAACUUUUUCUAGGCCAUUAAGCUAGACAGUCUCAUGACUUCACCAACUUGGAGUAAAAUGGUUAAGGAAAAAGAAUAAUUUGGGUUGGUUUUUGGCAGGUUUUUUUUUUUUAACUUUUGUAUAAGAAGCUACUAAGGUAAAAUAUUAGGCUGUUAGAAUAUGUAUAGCUAUAACUCCUCUGAUUAUAAUACUUAGGUUCUAGAUUAUGCCUAUUCUUAUUUCUUUAGCCAGUCAUUUCCUGUUCACUGCCAAGAACAGGAUUCUCUGCUAUUGUGCAAAUGUCCUGUUGUGUUUACUUUUCACUCUUAAUUUUUAAAACUGUGAUUGUACCCUUGACUGUCCCAGAAUGUUGUUGCUAUAAAGCUAACCAUUUGUGAACAGGGUAUGUAUGUGUAUAGUUACAGGUAUGGUGCCCAUGUGACCUUGAUUAUAAUUUAGCUAUUUAAAAAUUAUUAAAUUGGAUGAUCUUGGCAGGAAAA